GCCUUUUUCCACCGCCACCGCGACCGGCUGGCGUGCUGCUCCGCGGUCUCACCGCGCUCCGCACUCCGCAGAGAGAUCAGUCGUGUGUUGAGCGUCGAGAGAGCAACCCGCACUACACUCGCGCUCGCCUCUGACCGCGUUAGCGCGUGUGACAUUCGGUCACACCGUCCCUCGAGCGUCCUCAGGGUCUCCCAGCGACCGCUCCGUCCGCCGAGCAACCCGCAGGAGCCCUUCGGAGUCUCGUCCGCCGCCAAAUUCCGACCUACCUGCCCGUGUGUACCUGCCAGGUACACACACCUGAGCCGGCUCACCUGCCGCCACUACAUCCUUCGUGGAAUUCGGACCGAAUUCAGUUCUUCACACUCCAAAUCUGAGUUCUUCGAGUUGCCACAAAAGUUUCCACCUGUCAGAUGUCCAGGUGACCAGACACGAUGUGGAAGCACGUGAUCGUGGUACUGACCGCGUACAGCCUGAUGGGCUGUCACGGCAACCUCAACAUUUACAUCAGCAGGCAGGAGACCAUGCGACUUUUAGGUCUGCAAGCCGAGCUGUACUACAUUCGAGACGGUGUCCUGAACCAGUACGCGUUGAAAUUCAACGUGCCCAUCCCGGCCAACAUCUCCGAGCUGAACUUCACGUGGCGCAGCUUGGCGCCGAGACCGCUGCCGUAUGUGAUUUCCGUUGAUGUGUCCAACCAGUCGGCGCUGCUUCCUCCGCAGUCCAACAUUUCAAUGGUCGGCUUUGUGCCUACCCAGAUUCAGACUUUCAAAAUUGUGCUGCCCUGCAAUGGACUCAUGGACGCUGAAGUUGACGUCAACAUUUCCAUCAACGUCACUCUGGAGAGGAGAAAUGUCACCGCUGUCACCCUCAAGAGGCGGAAAAUUUGCCUGAAACGUCCAUCGGCCGUCAUUCCAGACAGCGACUCUUCAAAACGAACCCCUCAGGUCUUCUCUGUGCACCAGAGUGGUGUCAUGGUGGACACCACGCCAGAGGUGUCCGAGUCUGAGAGCGACAGCGCCCUGUACGCCGCCGUUGGGUGUGCUUGUGCCCUGCUGGCCAUUCUGGCGCUGCUUUCGUCCGCCUGCUGCGCCAGGAACAGACACAAGGCCAGACGACAGGAUGUCAUUCAUGAUUCACGCAUGGUUGCAAAUUCCCAACUGACCGGCCCCCUGCUGCACCCCAACGCCUACAUGCUGCCGCCCCCUGUGAUGCCGACACCUACCCCCAACAACUUCCACCACGGCGCCCCUAUCAUCGCCCCAGCAGGAUCCAGCUCUGCCAAGUCGGCCGCCAGCAGCUACGCUAGUUUUUCUUCCCGACGGCAACCUUCAAGGCACCACGAAUCUGCACACUCUGUCCUUGGUGGCGCUGCCUCGGCCGCAUCGGUCUGCCAGGCGCCAUCCAUCAUUACGAGCAGGGAUGACCGGACGCAUGAUUUGCAUGAGAGAAUCGUAGAACUCACAAUCCAAAGGUGUCGAGUUCGACUGCAAAGUGUGGUGCAAGAAGGAACCUUUGGCCGGGUGUACCUGGGCUCUUAUGCUGACUCUCAUACCAUGGAGGAGGAAGAGGUCAUUGUAAAGACAGUGGCUGACCAUGCGUCACAAGUUCAAGUGUCCUUGCUCCUGCAGGAGGGCAUGUCAAUGUACGCCCUGAUGCACCCCAAUCUCCUUGCAGUCAGAGGGGUGUCCAUCGAGGACCACACAGCUCCCUUCCUCAUAUACCCUUACAAGGGUUACACAAAUCUCAAGAGGUUCCUACUUCAGUGUCGGCAGUGCAAUGGCGAGGGCGGCAUGUCCCACUCGCUGACCACUCAGCAGCUGGUAGACAUGGCUCUCCAAAUCAACGCUGGUCUGCACUAUCUGCACAGAAAGCAGAUCAUCCACAAGGAUAUUGCCGCGCGAAACUGCGUGGUUGAUAGCAGCCUAAGAAUUCAAAUAGCAGACAACGCUCUGGCCAGAGAUCUCUUCCCCAUGGAUUACCACUGUUUGGGCGACAACGAGAACCGGCCCGUCAAGUGGAUGGCCCCGGAGGCCUUGACUCAUCAUGAGUUCACAACCAAGUCUGAUGUGUGGGCGUAUGGAGUUUUGCUAUGGGAACUUGCCACACUAGCGCAGCAACCCUAUGCAGAGGUUGAUCCCUUUGAGAUGGCUGAUUAUCUGAGAAACGGCUACAGACUCAUCCAACCGGUGAAUUGUCCAGAUGAACUGUUUGGAACAAUGGCCUACUGCUGGUCAACUAGUCCGAAGGAAAGACCAACAGCUCCUCAGCUUGACUACUGCUUGCAGACCUUGUACAAUCAACUCAACAGAUUUGUGUAAUCUUUGAACUCUUCUUUGACUUUGCAAUUAGCAAAAAGCUGUCCUACACUGAAGUCAUAGUUCUGUGAAAUGUGUGCGCAUCUCUGACGACUGCUCUUUUACAUCACGGAAGAAGAAGAGACAAAGAGAAACCCUCAGCGCGCAUUUAUUGUAAGAUAGUUCACACAAACAAUUAUGUUUAAUCAAAAGUCGAUAUUAUCAGAGUUAUUUAUUGUGUCAAUAAUGAGAGCUUGUGUACAUAUACCCUUGUAAAAAAUGUAUUUUCAUGUUGGUAUUCAGAGUGAUGAUGAUUUUUGUACGGCUCUAUACGAAUCUACCAAGAGAGAUAAAAUAAACAAAUGGAUUUAAAGAAAACGAAU
This is a messenger RNA of Neocloeon triangulifer, 2677 nucleotides long. RefSeq names its product tyrosine-protein kinase Dnt (gene dnt). Gene Ontology annotation, cellular component: signaling receptor complex. The coding region runs from base 432 to 2318 and encodes 628 amino acids. Gene Ontology annotation, molecular function: protein kinase activity; ATP binding. The transcript has 9 exons. Lineage: Eukaryota; Metazoa; Arthropoda; Insecta; Ephemeroptera; Baetidae. Gene Ontology annotation, biological process: positive regulation of kinase activity; axonogenesis; cell surface receptor protein tyrosine kinase signaling pathway. The record is from RefSeq and is a predicted model, not a curated record.